UGUACAUAUACUGUGCUCUAACCUCCUUUCUCUCUACUUUCCUUCUUUCUACAGAUAAAGCAGCCAUUUCAACCUGCUCUGAGAACCAACACGAUGGCACUGUUCCCAGUGUUGCUGUUCCUGAAUGCUGUCUUGCUUCCGUUCUUUCCUGCAAAUGGACAGGGGUUAUUCUUUGGGAAUACACUGAAUCUGUGGGAUAGGAAGAUAACUUAUCCCAGAGUGCCAUAUCUGAUGGGUGAGAUGGUAUCUCAACCCAUUGUGCCAUACAUGAUGCAAAGGAAGGUAACUCAACCCAUUGUGCCAUAUGUGAUGGAAGGGAAGGUAACUCAACCCAUUGUGCCGGAUCUGAUGGAGGGGAAGGUAACUCAACCCAUUGUGCCGGAUCUGAUGGAGGGGAAGGUAUCUCAACCCAUUGUGCCGGAUCUGACAGAAGAGAAGGUACUUCAUACCAAUGCACUGAAUUUGAGGGAUGAGAAGGAUCCAGCCUUUACUGCUUUGUUAACCACUCAAACACAAGUGCAAAGAGAGAUUGUAAAUAAACACAAUGAACUGAGGAAAUCGGUCUCUCCACCUGCCAGCAACAUGCUAAAGAUGGAAUGGAGCAGAGAAACAACAGCAAAUGCCCAAAGGUGGGCAAACAAGUGCACACUACAUCACAGUAACCCAGAAGAACGAAAAACCAGUACAAAGUGUGGUGAGAAUCUCUAUAUGUCAAGUUACCCUACUGCCUGGCCAGAUGCAAUUCAAAGCUGGUAUGAUGAGGGCAACAAUUUCAUCUAUGGUGUAGGACCAACAAGUCCCAGUGAAGUUGUUGGACACUAUACCCAGGUUGUUUGGUACUCAUCUUACCGUGUUGGAUGUGGAAUUGCCUAUUGUCCCAAUCAAGACCGUCUAAAAUACUACUAUGUUUGCCAAUACUGUCCUGCUGGUAAUGAUGUGGCUAAAAUUCAUACCCCUUACCAACAAGGGGCACCUUGUACCAGUUGCCCUGGUAACUGUGACAAUGGACUAUGCACUAAUAGUUGUGAGUAUGAAGAUCUCUUUAGUAACUGUGGUUUCUUGAAGACAACAGCUGGCUGUAAAAGUGAAUUGCUUAAGAAAAAAUGCAAGGCUACUUGUCUAUGUGAAAACAAAAUUUACUGAAAUGCCCAGUGGAUUCUGCAGGUCUAAGUGGGGAAAGGCUGCAUCAUUUAAUUGACAACAUACCAGAGGAGGAAUUGUAGCAUGCUAGUUACAAAUAUGAUUCCAAAGAGCCAUGCAUCUUCUCCUGGAUUUUUACUGAAAUCUCUUUCAUACAGUGAUUUACAAAAGCAAAGUAGUCUAUGAUAACAACCUUGGACUUUGAUACAGAUUUAGUCUUUUCAACUUAAUGAAUUGAAUCAAGUUGAGGACUUUUAAACUUAUAUAACCAAAAGACUUUGGUCACUAGAAUUUUAAAGUGGAGAAUUACAAAAUUACACUCCAAAAAAAUAAAAAGAACUGUAACAAAAAUGAAAGAGUAACAUCAUUAUCUUCUGCUACAUGAUUUUUUACCUGCAUAAAGAAUGAAUUCAAAGAUUGACCCCUUACCUUUGUGUUAUGACCUCCUUUUAAACAGAAGUAAUCAACUUUUAGAAAUAAAGAACUCAUCAAAGCAA
Molecule: messenger RNA, 1637 nt
Organism: Manis pentadactyla (Chinese pangolin)
Lineage: Eukaryota; Metazoa; Chordata; Mammalia; Pholidota; Manidae
Product: cysteine-rich secretory protein 2-like
Exons: 10
Coding region: 94-1143 (349 amino acids)
Cellular component (GO): extracellular region
Source: RefSeq, a predicted model, not a curated record